AUGCAGCUUGGUGCAAUCUCAACAGGCGGGUUGCUGCAGCUCUACGUCGUACACGGACCCCAGGCCGUCUCGCCCACCGCCAUGUACCGAGGCGUGCAACCGCGACCUGUGCCGUGCCCGCUAGGCAUGUACCGCCAGCCCGGCAAUGGCCUGUCGCUCACCGAGUGCCAGCUGUGCCCGCGCGGCGUCUACGGCAAGCUGCCGGGGCUCGAGUCCAGCGCCUGCAGUGGGCCGUGUCCCAAAGGCACUUACCAGGACAGGCUGGGCGCCACGUCCAUCGACGACUGCACGCCGUGUCCCAAGGGCACGUACGGGGCCACCGCCGGCUUGACGACGCGGGCGUGCACGGCGCCGUGUCCGUACGGCACGUACAGCAUGACCGAGGGCCUCACCGCCGCGUCGAGCUGCACCCCGUGCGAACCCGACUACCGAGGCCCCAACGGCCACCGCGGCAACAACGUCAACAGUGCCAACGCCGGCGGCUACGUCUGCGACCGGUACUAUACGGACGUCAAUCGCAAGAAGAUCGCGACCGGCAAAGACGCUGCGCGCAAGAAGCAACGGCUCGCGCAGUACGAAUGA
This is a messenger RNA of Saprolegnia diclina VS20, 582 nucleotides long. RefSeq lists its product as hypothetical. Bases 1 to 582 code for a protein of 193 amino acids. The transcript has 3 exons. The record is from RefSeq and is a predicted model, not a curated record. Lineage: Eukaryota; Oomycota; Saprolegniomycetes; Saprolegniales; Saprolegniaceae.